This is a messenger RNA of Nelumbo nucifera (sacred lotus), 4029 nucleotides long. Its product is annotated as protein ARABIDILLO 1-like. The record is from RefSeq and is a predicted model, not a curated record. Lineage: Eukaryota; Viridiplantae; Streptophyta; Magnoliopsida; Proteales; Nelumbonaceae. Gene Ontology annotation, molecular function: protein binding.
CUAAAUCCAAAUUCCCUUUGAGAGGGCAUGAGAAUGAAAGUGUUGAUUCUGUUGAAUUGAAUUGAUGGGUUUUGGGCACAUGAAACCUAAAAUGGACCAUCAGCUCCCCAGCCUCUCUCCAUAUAAUUCCAUUCCUGCUUGUGUUGCCAGCAAUCUCCAUAGGGAGAGCAUUACAGGGAAGGGGGAGGGGACAGAUAAAUGCUUUCAGGGUUUGGCUUUGCUUCUCUCCUGACCGCUCUGACCUGAAUUCUCUCUUCUCUCCUCCCUUUUCCUUGGCUUCGUCUGUCCUCUCCCUCCUCUUUAUUAUCAACCCCAUAAAACCCCACGUCAGGAUUCCUCAAACUACUCCUUGCUUCCCCACAAAUGGCAGAAAUUGUUUAUUGCUUUAGCUCGAAAAGUUAGGGUUUUACGCAGACAUCAACGAAGCUUGAGGUACCAGAGAAAUCUGCUGUUGCAACUACCCGCCAUUUAUUUUCUUCCCACUUAAGAACAUUAGAAGCUAAAAGACAAGUUUUUUUAAUGGAUUUCGAAUAUAUAUGACUGGUUUCGUUAUUCUACGACGUAUGGGUCCAUACAAAUUGUAAAUUAUUCUAUCUCUGCAAUUCAAUUAGUUUUUUGAGGGUUAGGGUUUUGGAUGUGCUGGUGGUUUCUUUUCUUUCUGGGUCAAAUUGUUCUGGUAGGCUUGUGAAUUCAUAGUUUGUUUGGUUGAGAGAUGAGUCGAAGAGUUAGGAGGAAAGGGGCGCAAUCGAAGGACAAGGGGAAGGCAAAUUUGCAUAGUUACUCGGAAAUCUGUCAUGUGAGUUCCAGUUCAGAGAAAGUGGAGGUUGAUUGGACUAGCUUGCCUGAUGAUACCGUUGUUCAGUUGUUUUCUUGUCUGAAUUAUCGAGACCGAGCAAGCUUGUCUUCGACUUGUCGAACAUGGAGGGCUUUGGGUUCUUCUCCUUGUUUAUGGAAUUCUUUGGAUCUUCGUGCUCACAAGUGUGAUGCUGCCACUGCGGCUUCCCUUGCUCCUCGUUGUGCUAAGCUUCAGAAACUCCGGUUCCGAGGGGCAGAGUCUGCCAAUGCGAUAAUGCAUCUCCAGGCGAGGGGUCUUCGUGAAAUCAGCGGUGAUUUCUGCCGUGAGAUUACUGACGCCACUCUCUCAGUGAUGGCAGCAAAGCAUGAGGCACUUGAGAGCAUCCAACUUGGUCCAGAUUUCUGUGAUAGGAUCAGUAGUGAUGCUAUAAAAGCAGUUGCUCUCUGUUGUCCCAUGUUGAAGAGACUGCGGCUUUCAGGAGUUAGGGAUAUUGAUGCAGACGCCAUUAAUGCGUUGGCAAGGCAUUGUAGGCAGUUGGCGGAGAUAGGUUUCGUGGAUUGUGUAAGUGUCGAUGAGUUAGCAUUAGGGAAUGUAGUGUCUGUUCGUUUCCUUUCUGUUGCGGGGAUAAGAAACAUAAAAUGGAGCUCAGCUUCCCAAGUUUGGAAUAAACUGCCUAAUUUGACGGGGUUAGAUGUUUCAAGAACCGAUGUGAGCCCAAGUGCUCUUUCAAGAUUGUUGUCAUCAUCUCAAAACUUGAAGGUCUUGUGUGCCCUCAACUGUCCACUUAUUGAAGAAGAAGGUAAUUAUACAGCAUGUAAUCAUAAAGGUAAGUUGUUGCUUACCCUUUUUAAUGAUAUUUUCAAAGGAGUAGCUUCAUUAUUUGCUGAUAUCACCAACACAGAAAGAACCCUGUUUUCGGAUUGGAGGAAUUUAAAAAAUGGGGAUAAAAGCUUGAAUGAGAUUAUGCCAUGGCUUGAAUGGAUUCUCUCACAUGCGCUUCUACGUAUUGCGGAGACCAACCCUCAGGGGUUGGAUAGCUUCUGGCUAAGGCAAGGGGCUGCAUUGUUGCUCCGUUUAAUUCAGAGCUCACAAGAGGAUGUUCAAGAAAGAGCGGCUACGGCACUUGCAAAUUUUGUUGUAAUUGACGAUGAGAAUGCUACUGUUGAUUGUGGAAGGGCCGAGGCAGUCAUGCAGGAUGGUGGAAUACGUUUGCUUUUAGACCUAGCAAGAUCUUGUCGGGAGGGCCUUCAGUCUGAAGCAGCAAAGGCCAUAGCCAACUUGUCUGUGAAUGCCAAAGUAGCAAAAGCUGUAGCAGAAGAGGGAGGAAUCAAUAUACUAGCUGAUUUGGCAAGAUCCAGGAAUAGGUUAGUUGCUGAAGAGGCUGCUGGUGGGCUUUGGAAUCUGUCUGUGGGAGAAGAGCACAAGGGUGCCAUUGCUGAGGCAGGUGGUGUAAAAGCUUUAGUGGAUCUCAUUUUCAAGUGGCCCUCUGGUGGGGAUGGUGUUCUUGAGCGUGCUGCUGGUGCAUUGGCAAAUUUAGCAGCUGAUGAUAAAUGUAGCAUGGAGGUUGCACUGGCAGGUGGUGUCCAUGCUCUGGUGAUGCUUGCCAGAUCAUGCAAGUUUGAGGGAGUACAAGAGCAGGCUGCUCGUGCCUUAGCUAAUUUGGCUGCUCAUGGAGAUAGCAACAGUAAUAAUGCUGCAGUUGGACAAGAGGCAGGUGCUCUGGAAGCAUUGGUACAGCUUACAUGCUCUCACCAUGAAGGUGUCAGGCAGGAAGCUGCAGGUGCUUUGUGGAAUUUAUCAUUUGAUGACAGAAAUCGUGAAGCAAUUGCUGCAGCUGGUGGUGUUGAGGCCUUGGUUUCUCUUGCACAAACAUGUUCAAAUGCUUCCCAAGGUCUACAAGAAAGGGCUGCAGGUGCUCUGUGGGGAUUGUCAGUAUCAGAGGCUAAUAGUGCAUUUUUCCUUCUAAUUAGCAUUGCUAUUGGACGAGAAGGAGGUGUUGCACCUCUUAUAGCGCUGGCACGCUCAGAUGCUGAAGAUGUCCAUGAGACUGCCGCAGGGGCAUUGUGGAAUCUUGCUUUCAAUCCAGGUAAUGCUCUACGUAUAGUUGAGGAAGGGGGAGUUCCAGCCCUUGUUAACCUUUGUUCAUCAUCAGCAUCAAAAAUGGCACGCUUCAUGGCAGCACUGGCAUUGGCUUAUAUGUUUGAUGGAAGAAUGGAUGAAGUUGCCUUGAUAGGGUCAUCAUCUGAAGGUAGUUCAAAGAGUGUAAGUUUAGAUGGUGCCAGAAGGAUGGCCUUGAAGAAUAUUGAAACUUUUGUGCGUACAUUUUCGGAUCAACAAACCUUCUAUGCUGCGGCUGCUUCAUCAGCACCUGCAUCCUUGGCGCAAGUAGCUGAGGCAGCACGUAUCCAAGAAGCAGGACAUCUAAGAUGCAGGUUUUUACUUUGUUUGGUGCUGAGAUUGGAAGGUUUGUUGCUAUGCUUCGGAAUUCUUCCUCUAUCCUUAAAGCAUGUGCUUCUUUUGCUCUUCUCCAGUUUACCAUCCCAGGUGGCCGACAUGCAAUGCACCAUGCGUGCCUAUUGCAGAAGGCCGGUGCAGCUCGGGUCCUUCGUGCUGCUGCUGCAUCAGCAACAGCUCCCAUUGAAGCGAAAAUCUUUGCAAAGAUUGUACUUCGAAAUCUUGAACACCACCAUGUGGAGGCUUCCAUUUGAAGCAUAACUGUACAGCAGAGAAUGUUUCAAUCUACACUCAGCAACGGAGGUCAAUCUCUGCCUUGAAUUCUCUUAGCAUUCUUCUCCUAGCUAUCCUAUACAGUGCUAUAGAAUAUUUUUACUCGUGUAACUACAAUUCUCAAGCAUUACCAAAGAAAAACUAGAAUCGUCAAGAGCUGAAGCAUGGCUUGCUCUCAGUUGGAUUUCUCUCUAGACGGCAGUUGUGCUUGCUAGUGUAGGGGCUCUUUUGAAUUAGGAAAGAGAGAAAGUUAUUAGGUCUUUUCCUCUCUCUUUCUCUUUCUCUUUUCCUUUUUAUUUAUUUUUUAAUUUUUUGUUUCAUCAGUAUUUAUGGUGUGUUAUGAAUGUGGUUUUUUUUUUUUCUUUGUUUUUCUUUUUUAUUGUACUGGGUACUGGGGGCACUAAAGGACCGGUAUCUAUCAUUUUUGCAUUUCUGUAUUCUUUGCGAGAAUUCGUCCUAUUAUAAUUAAGUACAAGUAACUUGAGACCUAAUAUGUUUCAUGUUCA